ACACACACAAGCACACAUUCAGGUUCUAAGGAUUUCACUGAACGUUAUUUGUAAUUAAUUUAUGCUGUCAUCUGAUUGGUGUUUGGCUGUGUGUGCAACAUGCAACAUGAUUCACCCUCUCUUCCUCAUUCCACCUUCAGCUUCAUUUGGUCUUAAAUUUCCACCUCCACUUCUUUGACUCGAUCAACUACAUUAAAGUACCUUACCUUGUUUAGACAAGUGAAAAGAAAAGUCUGUCAAACACUUCAGAGCUAGAAACCUGCUACAUGAGGCUACUGGAAAAGUAGUGAACAUUUCAAAAUCAUGGGCAAACUGUCUGUCCUUUUGUUUGUUCUUUCGUUUUCCACCAUUGUCAACGCAGGUUCAGGAUCACAUUCUCUGUGGGCACUUGCAACAUAUAUAAGCGGAGAGACGCCUUUCCCUGAGUUUACGGUUGUGGUGAUGUUGGAUGAUGUUCAAGUGGCUUACUAUGACUCCAACAUAAAACACUUCAUCUACAGGGUAAAUAACACCCCUAACAAAAUACAUGAUAACGAAGCUCAGGACGGAGCUUAUAUACUUGGAAUGAUGUACAACAACAUGAAAGAGAGAUCAUUUAACCUAAAGCACCACUUCAAGUUCACAGAAGGUGUUCAAGUUCAGCAAAGAAUGUCUGGCUGUGAGAUUUUGGACAAUGGUGAACCGGUCAUGUUCAUGGUAAAGGACACUUUCAAUGCCAUCUAUACAGAUCAAAUGGUAUAUUACAACAUGACACAUUUUAUAUAUGAUGCUGGGAAACUACUACUAGGAUCGGACGGGAUUAGGCAAGCAUUUGAAAGAGUACUAUUUGAGAAUGUUCACCUUCCCAUUUGCAUCAGAACACUGAAGACAAUCCUGAAGAGAGAGAAGAACAUUGUGAUGCGUAAAGUUCCUCCCAGACUCAGGUUGAUAAAUAAAGAGGUUUCUGGAGGGUUUCAGGUGAGCUGCCUGGUGUUUGGUUUCCACCCCCGCCACAUCAACCUGACCCUGCUGAGAGACAGCCAGCCAGUGGCAGAACAGGAGCUGACAGGGGGGGAGGUGCUGCCUAGUGGAGAUGGGACCUACCAACUGAGGAAGAGUCUGGAGGUCAGUACUGAGGAGCUAAAGAAGAGACACAACUACACCUGUACUGCCUCUCACCUCAGUCUGGACAACAAGCUGGAUGUCAGUUGGGAGUCUGGGGCAGAGAGAGUUCACCUGUCCACCCUCUCAGUUCUACUGGUGAUGCUGCCGAUUGUUAUUCUAUUGGGCAUUUUCAUUUGCGUCAAAAGGAGGUGGAGAUGCACUGCCUCCCAGUCUAAACUUACCAACGUUGAUGCAAACGUGUCAGAGGAAAUAAACCUUUCUUCAGAUUCUGAGACCUAAUGAAAUGUUGGGACACUGAUGCAACUUUGUCAAUUCAGCUCAAUUCACAAUGAAAAUAUGACUGCGAGACCAUCUAUAAGGGCAGACACAAAAUGUGUGAAUGAUUCUGUUAUGGUCGGUUGAUCUUCCCUUCCCCUCAUUAAAGGACUGUAAAGGAUCAAUUUGGGGAGACUGUUGACAAGAACAAAUAUCUGGGUAUUAUUAGUACAGAUCUGCAUUUAUAUAUUUUAUAGGCUGGUUUGGCAUCCUGCUCAUUAACAAAGAUAAUAUUUUAAUUAUUUCUGUUAUGUAAUCUGUCAUUU
Salvelinus sp. IW2-2015 is the source of this 1685-nucleotide messenger RNA. NCBI's taxonomy places the organism in Eukaryota, Metazoa, Chordata, Actinopteri, Salmoniformes, Salmonidae. The record is from RefSeq and is a predicted model, not a curated record.